UUCAAAAAAUUUUGCAAAGUAAUUAUUACAAAAAAAAAAACAACAAAAACGUAAAAGAAAACCAACAAAAUUCACUUGAAAUGCUGUUUUGAAGAAUGCCCCUAAAUGUCUUCCGGAAUUAAUUGUCGUGAAAUUUUCGUAUUUUUGGAAAUUUUGAUUUGGAAUCAAACAAAACAGAGAAAUCGACAAAACAAUGAGCAUAACAACAACAACAACAACAACAACAGCAUUGCCAACAAUCACAGCAGCAGCAACAGCAACACUCACAACAACAACAACAACAGCAGUAGCAGCAAGAAGAAGAGCAGCAACAACAACAACAACAACAACUUAAAAAUCACAGCAACCAAAUCGCAGUGAAAGUGCUAAAUCAACAACAACAACAACAAGCGACAGCUCACCAUUUUGCAAGUGCUGAAAAAGCCGCUGAAAAGGGAAGCAGCAAAUUCAUAAACGACAAAAAUUCAAAGCAGCAACAAAAUUGCUAUAAAAAAAGUUAAAUAUAUAUAUAACAUUUCUAAAAUAAAUAUAUACGCGAACAAGUGUCUUAUUACAUAGUUAAAUAGUUUACAAC
Messenger RNA from Drosophila nasuta, 574 nucleotides. RefSeq lists its product as uncharacterized. The record is from RefSeq and is a predicted model, not a curated record. Bases 106 to 360 code for a protein of 84 amino acids. The transcript has a single exon. NCBI's taxonomy places the organism in Eukaryota, Metazoa, Arthropoda, Insecta, Diptera, Drosophilidae.